Molecule: messenger RNA, 1640 nt
Organism: Saccostrea echinata
Lineage: Eukaryota; Metazoa; Mollusca; Bivalvia; Ostreida; Ostreidae
Product: heterogeneous nuclear ribonucleoprotein K-like
Exons: 16
Coding region: 154-1620 (488 amino acids)
Biological process (GO): regulation of transcription by RNA polymerase II; regulation of mRNA splicing, via spliceosome
Cellular component (GO): cytoplasm; nucleus
Molecular function (GO): mRNA binding
Source: RefSeq, a predicted model, not a curated record
CCAUCUUGUAGUAUCCAUACCAGUGCACAAGGAAAAGAAAAAAGACCGAGUUCUUCUAUCCAUCCAUGCAGUUUCUUUUUAGAUUGAUUUGAUAAAACAGCAUCUUUUGGAUACAGAGCAGGGAACCAUUUACUAGAAAUUGUACUUGUCACCAUGGAUGAUGACAUGGGAAUGAAGCGUCCUUUAGAUGACGAUUACGAGGAGGAUGAGGAUGAUCAUAAGCGAAGGAGGGGUGAUGGACCCAAAGUGGAGCUGAGGUUUCUGUUGGCCAGCAAGAAUGCUGGUGCUAUCAUUGGAAAAGGAGGCAGCAACAUUAAAAGACUGCGACAGGAUUACAAAGCCAGUGUAACAGUGCCCGACUCUACAAGUCCCGAACGGGUCCUGACCAUUGGGGCCAAUCUUGGUACAGCACUGGACUGUGUCCUUGACAUCAUUCCUAAGCUAGAGGAUUAUAAAAACUACAGAGACAAUGAUUUUGAUUGUGAGAUGCGACUGCUGGUACACCAAAGUCAAGCAGGAUGUAUCAUUGGCAGAGCAGGUUUCAAAAUCAAGGAACUGAGAGAGAGAACUGGAGCACAAAUCAAAGUAUAUUCCCAAUGUUGUCCCGAAUCCACAGAGAGAGUUGUGGCAAUAGGAGGAAAGCCAAAGACUGUGGUAGACUGCAUAGAGACCAUCCACGACCUCUUACAGACGGCACCACCAAAAGGCCCAAACCAGCCCUAUGACCCACUUUACUGGGAUGAAUUCAUGGUGGCAGAUUAUGGUGGUUACAGUGCAUCAGAAGGAGGCCGUGGGAAAGGUGGCCCCAGAGGAGCACCACCAGGUGGCAGAAUGGGUGGUGGACCCAUGGGCAUGAGAGGUGGAGGCAGUGGUGGCAGCAGAGGUAUGCGAGGAGGCGGUGGAGAUUUCCGUAGAGGCGGAGGUGGUGGCGGCGGUAUGAUGAGGUCUGGCGGUGGAGGUGGUGGCCGUGGCGGAGGAGGGUAUGGUGGAAACCGCGGAGGCGGUGGAGGAUUUGGAGGAGGAGGUGGAGGUGGUUUUGGAGGUGGAAACAGACAAGGAGGAAACCGUCAAGGAAGGGGCAGUGGAGGAAACUUUGGCGGUGGGCCGAUGGGCGGUGGAGCUAUGGGAGGAUAUGGAGGGGGCGGUUUUGGCGGUGGCAGUGGAGGAGGAGGAAGUGGUAAUUUUGGAGGCAGUGGCAGUGGUGGAGGUGGUGGCAACUUCGGAGGAGGCAGCAUGGGUGGCAGCGGAGGAUACGGAGGCGGUGAUUAUGACAAUUUUGGAGGAGGAGAUAACUAUGACGAUGGUUAUGAUAAUUUUGGAGGAAUGGGACAAAAUUUCUCUCAAGACAAUUCAGGUGGUAUGGGUCAGAUGUUUGGAAACGAAGGAAAUUUACCCUCAACCCAAGUCACCAUUCCAAAGGACCUUGCUGGAGCUAUAAUUGGAAAGGGUGGUGUACGUAUACAAGAAAUACGCCGUCAAUCUAAUGCCCAGAUAGUCAUUGAUGAGGGCCUGCCCGGGUCUAAUGACCGAAUCAUCACUAUCACAGGCACCCAUGAACAGAUCCAAAAUGCCCAAUUUCUUUUACAAAGCAGUGUUAAAAGAUACUCUGGGAAGUACUGAAAAUGCUGUGAAAAGGGUUU